AUGAAUCCAAGCACUGCACACGGCCCUGUACUGUUGGUGUUCCCACCAGAGCUCCCGAUUGCCAAAUUGCAGCAAGGUGGUCUAACAGCCACACCUUACGUGCCUGGAAAUCCCUUAUCAAAACUGAUUGCUUCGAAACUGAAAAUCCUUGGGACUCUCCAGAUCCUGUUUGGAAUGAUGAACUUUUCUUUUGGGGUCAUCAUGCUUUUCACCUUUGUAGACCCCUACCCACGGUUUCCCUUAAUAUUUCUGUCAGGAUAUCCGUUCUGGAGCUCCAUUUUGUUCAUUAAUUCCGGAGCCUUCCUAAUUGCAGUGAAAAGAAAACACACAGACACCCUGGUGAUGCUGAGCCGGAUAAUGAAUUCUCUUAGUGCCCUGGGAGCAAUAGCUGGAAUCGUUCUUCUCUCCUUUAGUUUCUUACUAGAUCAGCACUACCUUUGUGGCUUUUCUGACCAACUCAUGCACUGUCAUGCGAUUACCACCUUACUAAUCGGGAUUUUUAUUAUGCUGAUGGUCUUCACCGUUAUCGAAUUAUUCAUUGCUCUGUUUUUCUCAAUCUUUGGGGGCCAAUAAGCCUGAAGUAAUUAUGA
This is a messenger RNA of Echinops telfairi (small Madagascar hedgehog), 590 nucleotides long. RefSeq names its product membrane spanning 4-domains A5 (gene MS4A5). Gene Ontology annotation, biological process: cell surface receptor signaling pathway. The record is from RefSeq and is a predicted model, not a curated record. The coding region runs from base 1 to 573 and encodes 190 amino acids. The transcript is spliced from 5 exons. Gene Ontology annotation, cellular component: plasma membrane. NCBI's taxonomy places the organism in Eukaryota, Metazoa, Chordata, Mammalia, Afrosoricida, Tenrecidae.